AUGGCCGAACUUGCGACAGAUCUAUACAUGCCAGAGCUAGUUGACAACAACCAGCACUCCGGUGCUCUUAUCAAGACCUCAUCGCCAAUGUAUGAGGUACUGAAUGGACACACUGCUGUAGCAGUGCCUUUGAGUAAGAAGGAUAAAAAGAAGUUGAAGAAACAAAAGGAGAAGGCGAACGAGAGGCUACUGUCAAUCCAAUCUCCUCCUGCCAAUGGCCAAGAAACUAUAUUUGCAGAAGAACCAUUAGCGGUUGAACCUGUCACAGCGGCAGAGGAUCAAGGCCUGUUGAUCGCUGUUCCCGAGCAGGUGGAUUUCCUGGAAACCACACUGCCUGAAAAGGAUCCAGUUCCGGAGAUCGAGAGCAUUCAUGGACCGUCGGCUGAUUCCUCCCUCCCAGGCCAUAUCAAUGGUUUCUUUGAGAAAGAGAUAUCGCCACCGGCGCCUGAUCCACAGGAGCUCAUAUAUCUCCCAUUCAGCGCCCAACAUAAGCUCAUGGUGCACCUACAGGAGCGCCUUGAGACAAUUUGCUUUUCCUUUGCCCAGCGCGUCCUCCCGCAUGCUCUCGAAAGUCGCGGUUGGGAUUGUUCAGAAAUGGUCCAGUUGCAUCUCUGGAUGAAAGACCCUGUUUUCCAGCACUACAUGGAACAGAAUGUGCGUGACAUGGAACAUCGCCUUCAGAUGAUCAGUUUCGUUAUCGAGAUUCGGCGAUGUGCUGUUAAUCGGAAGCCGAUUGAUACGACUGUGUUGGAAGGCCUUCUCUCCUCCGCUUUGGACUUGGCUAAAGUUCUCGAGGAGCAUUCUUCAGUCGAUGAGCUUGAACAAUUAAGAGAAAGUGUCAUCCAAACUACUCAUCGUCUUGCCGAGGAGACUCAGGUAAUGCAGGCCAGACACGAGACAAAGUUGCAGAAAAUCACCGCUGCUCGGGCAAGGUUGGAUGUCAUGGAGGAGAGGGCCAAAGCCUUGCUUUCCAAGAGGCUGAAGAAAAGUCGUUCUGCGGCCAAUGGCAGAAUCAUCAUGCUUAUACGUGAGGCGGAAUGCUCAACUCCAAAGGUAGCUUUGCCUGGGGGGUCAACAACGAGAUCUUGUCUUGAUUGGAUGAACGAUCUUGAGAGUAGCUUGGCUCUGGGUGAGGAUGAUCAUGAGGACUUUGUCGGUUAA
Messenger RNA from Fusarium fujikuroi IMI 58289, 1161 nucleotides. RefSeq lists its product as uncharacterized. The coding region runs from base 1 to 1161 and encodes 386 amino acids. Lineage: Eukaryota; Fungi; Ascomycota; Sordariomycetes; Hypocreales; Nectriaceae. The transcript is spliced from 2 exons. The record is from RefSeq and is a predicted model, not a curated record.